AUGUCAAGUCAGCAGGAGACGACUACGGUGGACCGGAACGGAGCUGUUGGGGGUAAUUCUCAUGCGGUGGCUCCUCCGACGAUGAGAGCCACGGCGUCGACGGUCCCUGUCCAGAGACUGAGGCUAAACCCUAACAACGAGCACAGGCCGGAUAGUUACGAGGGUAUGGUGCUGGAUUUCCCCAGUUCGAUAUAUUCCAGUCUUGAGAAGUACUUGCCUCCGAAUAUGCUGGUAUCGAGUAGGGAAGAGAAAGUGAAAUUCAUGACUGACAUUAUGCUCAGGCACCUUCCCCAUGGAGAGCGUUCUAGAGCUCAAAGGCACAGCGACUAUAGGCAGAAGAUAAUAUCAAACUAUCAGCCACUUUACAGGGAGUUGUAUACACUAGUUCCCUCACUGUGUUUCGUUCCAGAUUUCCUAAAGGCCAUAAACGAAAACACAGAGAAAAGCUUCAGAAAGAUAAUAUAUGAACCGUCUCCUGGUGUUUUUGUCUUUGACAUGCUCCUACCUAGCUUUUGCGAGAUGAUGCUAGCCGAGAUAGACAAUUUUGAACACUGGGUGGGUGAGUCGAAAUUCCGGAUCAUGAGACCAAACACCAUGAAUAAAUACGGUGCUGUGCUUGACGACUUUGGUCUGGAUACCAUGCUUGAAAAACUCAUGGAGGUAUUCUUCAGUGAUGUGGGUGGAGCAACCCUGGACUCUCACCAUGGGUUUGUUGUUGAGUAUGGUAAAGAUAGGGAUGUUGAUUUAGGCUUUCAUGUGGAUGAUUCAGAAGUGACACUGAAUGUUUGCUUGGGUAACCAAUUUGUGGGAGGGGAGUUGUUUUUCCGAGGCACACGGUGUGAGAAACAUGUCAACACAGCAACAAAGUCUGACGAGAUAUUUGAUUAUUGUCAUAUACCGGGGCAAGCUGUACUUCACCGUGGGCGCCACCGCCAUGGAGCCAGAGCCACAACAGCCGGUCAUCGGGUCAAUAUGCUUCUAUGGUGCAGAAGAUUCUUCCUUGGUAUGUUGUUCAAACGCAGCUCUGUGUUUAGAGAGCUCAAAACUCACCAGAAGGAAUUCUCCAGCUGGUGCGGAGAGUGCUUUGGUGAAAAGAAAGAGAGGAAAGCGCGGGAGUUUGAUGCUCUAAGAAAGAAAUUGUUUAAACCGCGUCCAACCCAAGCUUGA
Messenger RNA from Thlaspi arvense, 1167 nucleotides. NCBI's taxonomy places the organism in Eukaryota, Viridiplantae, Streptophyta, Magnoliopsida, Brassicales, Brassicaceae. The record is from the annotation of a GenBank genome assembly.